This is a messenger RNA of Eubalaena glacialis (North Atlantic right whale), 750 nucleotides long. Its product is annotated as golgin subfamily A member 6-like protein 6. Lineage: Eukaryota; Metazoa; Chordata; Mammalia; Artiodactyla; Balaenidae. The record is from RefSeq and is a predicted model, not a curated record.
AUGGUUGUCUCUGAAUUUAAAAGAUGGAAGACACUGCAUUUGUUUUCCUCUUUAUUCUCUUGUACCCAAGAUCAAAACAAGCUCAAACAUGGAUCUCAGGAGGUGGAAAAAAAUCUUCAGAGAGACAAUAAGGUGUCCAGGGCUGAGAACAAGGCUCUCAGAAAAGAAAACAAGUCCCUCUGGGGAGAAAAUAAAGCCAUUCGAGGAGAAAACAAAGCUUUCCGAAUGGACAAUCAGUUAAUCCGGGGGGAGAACCAGUCCCUGAGACAGCAAAACCAGCUGCUGUGUAAGUUUAAAAGUGUGAUUUUAGAAAACCAAAAACCACCUGGGGAAAAAAGUAAUGCCUUGAACACAGAAAGUAAGUCUUAUUGGCAACAGAAUCGAGCCCUGGAAGUUCAGAUCAAGGCUCUCAGGGAACAGGAGAAAGCCUUCCAGAAUGAGGUGAAAGCCCUUCAAGAAGAAAUAAGUUCUCUACAUGAGGAGAUCAAUGCCCUACAACAUCAGGAGUGUGCGAUCAGGAUGGAGCAAGAGGCCCUGAUGGAAGAAGGACUUGCUCUGGAGAUGGAAGAACAAGCUCUGUGGAAGGAGGAACAGGCCCUUCAUGAAGAGAACAAGGCUCUGAGAGAGGACAACAGUGUUUUUCAAGAGGAGGAAAAGGCCCUUCUGGAAGAGGCGAAGGUCCUGGAGGAGUGGAACAAGAUUCUUCAGGGGAAAGACAGCAAACAUGCUGGCUGGAAAAAUGCACAAUAA